AUGUUUACAGAACUAGCAUAUAACGCCUCUAAAAGAAUAAAUUAAAUACAGACAGAUUUAUAAACAAGAGAAAAAUUGAAAUAAUAGAGUAAAUCUACAGGGCUAAUUGAUGCAGAAAUCAAUUCCACUUUAAAAUAUUUAGGUGAAUAUGAAAAUUUGAUUUAGAUAAUGAAUUGGAUUAAUUAGAUUAAGAAAUUAAAGGAUAUACAGCUAAUUAGAAUUGCAAUUUGUUAGCUAAAGAAAUUUAGAAAAGAAGAAAUUUAUAUAAUGAAUUAGCACAAAAACGAUAAGAGAUUAAAAAACGAAUUGAAUAGAAUCACUUACUAUAUUUAUAACAAUAAUUGACAUAAAAUAAACGUAUUUUGUUUAAUUAUAAUUGUAGAAAACAACAAAAAAAAUUAUGAAAGUUUUGGAUAAAUGGAUGCUCUUAAGAUGCAUGGUGAAAUAACUGAUAAAUAAGAUGAAUAUUUGAGUAAAAUUAAUGACAAAGUUCUUAAUAUUAAAUAUUCAUCUUAAAAUUUAAGUAAGUAAAUCAAAGAAUAAAAUGGAAUUAUAGAUUAAUUACACGAAGAUGUAUUGUUUUUAUUUAAGAUUAGACUGAUUAUGCAAAUUAAGCUAUGAAUAGAUUAAAAAAUAAAAUGAAUUAUUUUUUAGAUUAAUCCAGUUCUUGGAAACUACUAAUAAUUUUAUUUUUGGAAAUAUUCGUGUUUAUUUUUGUAGUCGUUAUCUGA
Molecule: messenger RNA, 731 nt
Organism: Paramecium primaurelia
Lineage: Eukaryota; Ciliophora; Oligohymenophorea; Peniculida; Parameciidae
Source: the annotation of a GenBank genome assembly